AAGCAAUCCAAGAUGGCCGCUGCGACCACAGCGGGGCUCGAAGCCCACAAUAUGGAAGACAAGAAAUUCGAAUAUUUCUCGUCCAUCAACUCCAUGGCCAAGAAGAUCAUGCAGGAGCGGGAGAAAAUCAAAAGCCAGCAUGGCUCGACGUGGGAGAAAAUGUCGCCGCAGGAACAAGACAGCGCCAUCGACAACUGGAUGAUGGAUCCUCACAUACGAGGCCGAUACGCGAUGCACAGAGUAGACCGAGAGGAGGUGGUCUGCUACCCUAAACUGCUCAUACAAACCGGGCAGAAGAUUGUCCAUUUCGGGGAAGAGGAUAUCACGUGGCAAGAUGAACAUUCAGCCCCCUUCUCAUGGGAAACCAAGAGCCAGCUGGAAUUCAGCUUGACAUCAGGCGCUGCUGACCCGGCAGUGUUGGUCUCUCAGGGGGACCCAAAAACUGCAAAGACCCCCCACUCCAAUCAUCUUGGCAAGAGUACGGCUGCAACAAAGGUGUCCGUCAGCGAGAGCAGGAGGCCUGAGGAGGAGUCUGCUUUCUGGAAGAUCAGUGCAGAACGCUCCAGGCUGGAGGGGGAGCAAGCUGACUUCCAGUCGCUGACCCCCAGUCAGAUCAAAUCCCUAGAGAAAGGAGAGAAGCCACUGCCCUCCUACCUGCGCCAGGAAUCAUCUUUCCCUGCUAAAGAGCAGCAGGAGGCGGCGGCAGAUCCCCACCCUCCGCCUCCGUCCAGGCCGGCCAAGCAGCGAGCGCCCAAGCCCCCGGCGCCGCAGCCUCCUGCCGUUGUGAGCGCCACGCCGGCGUCCAUCUCCAUCACGCCCAGCCCCGCCCCUCCGGUCAGCGUCUCGUCGUCGGUGGCGGGCUGGGAGCGAUCUCAGAGCACGCUGCCGGUCGUCGGCUACACCGUGGAUGAGGUGUACUCCUCCAACAUCCUCUCCAAGUCCCCCGCCCUCGAGAAGGAGGAUGAGGCCUCGCCCAGCAGUCCCGUCUUUUCCCAGUUCAACACCAGCAGCAACAUCCUGAAGACAGGGUUUGACUUCCUGGACAACUGGUAAGCAGCAGCUGAGUCGAGCUGCUGCGUGAAAGACGCCGUCAGCACCACUUCACGACUCCACAGCCAGAUUCAUCUGCCGCAUCAUCGUCCCUCCCCAGUUAGCUUGGAACACUUCCUGCACCUGGACUCCUCUUAGGACCUCUCCCAAUUUGCUGUCUCGUCCACCUCGUUAGCACUCAGAUCACACGGUCCUUGCUCCUCCCCCGUCGUCAUCACAGUCAGACAAGAAUGUCGCAGUGACACCAAUGGAAGCGCCUUGUGCUUGGAGAGUAAAUGAACGAAGCGUUCCAAGAGCAGUGAUGGCUCCUUAGCUUGCUUUGCGUGAGCCUACAAUUUCCCGCCAAGCCUGCGUUGACGUGGCCUGCUAGCCAGAUGCUAAGCUAUCGCUGCACUUUUCUUCACAAGGAAAUCCAUGUGGUGUUAUUUAGUAUACUUGCUUACAUUAGAGGGUGAAAACAUCAACAGCUCUCAGUGCAGAAAGUCUUUCAUACGAAAAAGCAUUCAUGUUUGUAAAGGUAGAGUUUUCAGCACAGCAAACCAUCUGACUUUAUGAAGUUUUUCUAGCAGAAAUGGGAGCAAACAGCAUCAACAACCAGCUGGCUUGUAUUGCUAAUUCCACUCUUUUUAUAUUGGAUUGUUCCCAAGAUGAGUACAGUCGUCCCUCGCCACUUUGCUGUUCAAACAUCGCCCCCUCACUCUAUUUUGAAAAUGAAUUCAUGAAUAAAUGACUGCUGUUUUGUGGUCGACUACGGCCUACGAUUAGUAUUUUUUGAAGUGACCACAUUUUUGAAGUGACUCCCUUGGUCUUAGCUGAGCGUAGGCUCAUGCGAGCCUCCUACGAGUAACGUUGGCUCGUCUCAGACCUCGCCGGCCUCCAAAUGUGACUCGGAGCGCCGCAAAUGGCCCAUGAGUUUGAGACCCCUGGAUUAGCUGGUACAGAACACACGCACGCUAUCAUCACGGCGCAUGCUCAUCUGCAUCUUUUUGUAUGUUUGGAAUUUACCAGCGAGAAGAUGAAGUGCUGCGACAUGUUCAGUGGGGUUGGGUAUCGUUUGAAUCGUUUGUUAUGCCACCAUUUUUCCCGGUCGACGGGCCGGUCAAUCACCCAACGCAGGCAUCGAAAUAAAAAAAAUAUGAACGAUUCCGGGAGAAUCGGAACGUUAGCCCCGGUUUUGAUGCCCAACCCUAAUGUUGAAGGUUUUGUAGGCAAUUGUGAUGCGUAUAUAAACGCUAUCUUGCUCCAGUUUAUAAAUCAGCUGGUUUACACUCCACACGUGUGCUCGCAUUGUACUUCAUUUUCAAGUCACACAUUAGAAUAAAAGGAAGAAAUGUCC
Molecule: messenger RNA, 2386 nt
Organism: Dunckerocampus dactyliophorus (ringed pipefish)
Lineage: Eukaryota; Metazoa; Chordata; Actinopteri; Syngnathiformes; Syngnathidae
Gene: c19h1orf198
Product: chromosome 19 C1orf198 homolog
Exons: 6
Coding region: 13-1053 (346 amino acids)
Source: RefSeq, a predicted model, not a curated record